UCGGUGACGGGGCGGGGGGGGGUCUGUAGCCUGGGAAGUGUCCGAUGGUGAACCAGGACAGGAAACGCCGAUUUCAAGCUGUUCUGUGAAUUCUGUGGCCCUCGAUGGUGUCACCUGAUUCAAGUCCAGCUCGACUUACAUGACAGCUCGCACUUCGCCACGGCUAAACUCGUCUGGUGCGGCUCUCUGCAACUGACGAACAACCUUGCAGUUGUCUACACGGACCGAAAAUGCUGUCCUACAUCAUUGGGCUGAUCCGGGGCGGCUUUGACAGCAUCAUCAACCUCAUCUUCAGGCUUUUCUUCUCGAAGAGGAGACCUGCCAUCACCUUAGAGGACCCCAACAUUAAGUAUGCUCUGCGGCUGCUAGACAAACAGAUCGUCAGCCACGACACGAGGAGGUUUCGCUUUGCCCUGCCUUCCCCCGAACACAUCCUCGGUCUCCCGAUCGGGCAACACAUCUAUUUGUCUGCAAAAGUCGACGGUAAACUGGUCGUCCGUCCGUACACACCGGUGUCCAGUGAUGACGACAAAGGCUUUGUGGACUUGGUGGUGAAGGUUUACUUUAAAGGUGUUCAUCCUAAGUUCCCCGAGGGCGGUAAGUUGAGUCAGUACUUGGAGAGCCUCAAGAUCAACGACACCAUUGACUUUAGGGGACCCAGCGGCCUUCUUGUUUACAAGGGCAAAGGGGUUUUUGCCAUUCAGCCAGAUAAAAAGUCCCCAGCUGUGAGCAAGACGGCCAAACAUGUGGGCAUGAUUGCUGGAGGGACAGGGAUCACUCCCAUGCUGCAGCUCAUCACAGCAGUGAUGAAGGAUCCACAGGACAAGACAGUGUGUCACCUGCUGUUUGCCAACCAGACUGAGAAAGACAUCCUGCUGCGGCCGGAGUUGGAGGAGAUUCAGGUCAACAACCCGGACCGGUUCAAGCUGUGGUUCACCGUCGACAAGGCACCUGACAACUGGGAGUACAGCCAGGGCUUCAUCAGUGAAGACAUGAUCAGGGAUCAGCUGCCUCCUCCCGGCGACGACACCCUCAUCCUCAUGUGUGGACCGCCGCCGAUGAUCCAGUUCGCCUGCAACCCCAACCUGGACAAAGUCGGCCACGCCGAAAGCUGCAGGUUCACCUUCUAGACGGAAUCGAGGUUUGGCAAUUAAGGGCGCUUUAUUAUUGUUAUCUCUACCCCAAAAGCAUUAAAGCACUCAUACAGCUGCAGUGGGUAUUGCACUAUGUAUGUACACUAUGAUUAUGCCAUGAUAGUCAUCAUGCAACAGAAUCACAGCAGAGACCAAUUCAUGUGAGUAGUAAGUGUCACGGAAGGGAAGAUUGUGGGGAAUAUUUGAGCUCGUGGAGGACUGAAGAUGAGUUUGUGGAGUAGGAUCCUUCAGAUGGGUAAAGGAUAAAUAGACAUUUUCAUGUUAUUGACUUGGAAAAAUUUGGACGUGAUUCCAGAUCUGUUGCAAACAAACCCACUGUCCUGCUUCAAUAUCAGAAGAGUUGAGGUUUACUGGCUUUUUUUUUUCUCUCUGAGUGCCUUAACACGUGCAAAGAUUUUUUUUUUUUAUUAAUGCACAGUAACAGAAUUGUGACCACCUGCUUCAUUUAUACGGACUCAGUUAUUCCAUUAUGGCUGUCGAAUGUAUUAGAAAUAUCUGCCGUUUUUUUUAAUCGGUUGUCACGCUGUGUCAAUAUCGUCUCGUCAACGAUGUCAAUAUUUUGCUAAAACAUGUUCACAGUGAUUUGUUGAGCGUGAUGUGGUCGAUACGAUGUCUUUGGAUAUGCAACAUAAAAGUCAACUGCUACUGAA
This is a messenger RNA of Xiphias gladius (swordfish), 1804 nucleotides long. RefSeq names its product NADH-cytochrome b5 reductase 3. The record is from RefSeq and is a predicted model, not a curated record. Gene Ontology annotation, cellular component: mitochondrion. Lineage: Eukaryota; Metazoa; Chordata; Actinopteri; Istiophoriformes; Xiphiidae. The coding region runs from base 231 to 1130 and encodes 299 amino acids. The transcript has 10 exons. Gene Ontology annotation, molecular function: oxidoreductase activity; FAD binding.